Messenger RNA from Closterium sp. NIES-65, 2067 nucleotides. The record is from the annotation of a GenBank genome assembly. Lineage: Eukaryota; Viridiplantae; Streptophyta; Zygnematophyceae; Desmidiales; Closteriaceae.
AUGGAGAGAAUGGGCUUCCCGCGGCGGUUUGUGCAGUGGUGCGAAGGCCUUCACGCGGGUUCAACGACGAGGCUGUUGCUCAACGGAUGGUUGGGGGAGCCGGUAGCGGUCAGGAAGGGGGUGCGGCAGGGCUGUCAUCUGGCGCCGUAUCUUUUCCUCUCUGCGGUUGAGCCUCUCUGCCAGGAAGCAAAAAGAAGGAAACUUGGGAUCAGCAACCCGUACGGCGAACGACUCGGGUACCUGGGGUACGCUGACGACACCACGCUGGUGCGCAAGGGGAAAAGGCAGGUUGGACGAGCGGUGAAGCUGCUGAACGAGUUUGGAGAUCAAUCGGGGCUCCGGGUUAACAAUGACAAGUCCGCGCUGAUGCCCUUGGGGAGGAACCUGCGUAAGAAGCCAGGCAAGAAAUCAGCUUUCAAAUGGGUGCUGUCGAGCGAAGCGGAAAGGGUCCUGGGGGUGUGGGUCUCACCCUCAGGAGACGCAUCGGUAACCUGGGAAAUCACCCUGGUGAGGGCGACAUCGGAGCUGGUGAAGUGGCAGGUUCAUUACCUGACUACGUCUGGCAGGGUCGCAGUGGUCAACGGGUACAUCAACCCGAUCCUCGCUUUCCAGGCGCAGGUCUAUCCCCCUCCAACAGAGAUCUGGGCGAAGCUCGUGAAGCUGCUUCACAACUUCGUCACCGGUAACCACUCGACGGCGGGGAAACAGUUUGCGCUCUGGAGUCAGGAGCUGCUGUUCAAGGGGAGAGGAGAAGGUGGUCUUGGUGUCCGGGACCCGUGUGCUGAGCUGGGGGGCCUGGCAGCCAGGAGGAUCGCAUUGCUGGCGUCACAGCCGCUGGGGCUGCGCGCCGAUCUUGCGCUAGCAGCACUGGAUGUUUAUGAUCUUCAGGUUUUCUGGGCGCACACGGGGUUGAUAAAGCAGUGGGAAGGGAGGUGUAUGAGGUGGAAGCGGACCUGCGAGUUGUUCCUGGAGUCUAGCUUCCCCUCGUGCAUCAGCGUGUCGUCGGUUUGGGAUGUGGAACAGGAGCUGCUGCUCUUCAAUCGGAGGCUGCUUCUAAACGGGAAGACACCUGCGGGACGGCAGAAGGCGGCUAAAGGUCUAAAGCGGUAUGUCAUGAAGGACUUAAUUAAUGUCGCCGAGGACGGUUCGAGGGCUCUUAAGGGCACCCAGGAGCUCGAGCGGGAGUUCGGGGGUUCAGCAGGGGCGAAGCUGGCGAAGAGGGUUUUUGACGCUGCCCCGGAUGAGUGGAAACAGUUGCUGCUGGCGCCUGUCACGGCGCAUACGGUGCUAGCUGCCUCUAAGUUCGUGCUGAAGGCAGGGACGAGCCAGAGGAUUGCUGUGCUCGCCCAUCUGGGAUGGGAACCGUCCGGCGGAGCUGAAACAGUUGAAGGAGGGUUUCAAGCGGUGGGGCGGGAAGCCGAAGCAGCAAGCCAGGAGACCCUCGGCCGUCAGAUUGACUGGGAGAGGGUGAUCGACGUAAGGGACUCAACGGCCCUUCCGAACCGGGCGAGGGACGUGAUGCUCCGGAUCCACCGCCGUAACCUGUAUGUGAGGGAGCGGUUGCAUUUCCUCGGUACUGGUGUUGCAUGUCCGCAUUGCGGGGAGAGGGAGACGCUGGAGCACGGGCUGUUCCUCUGCCCGCGUAUCCAGCCGGUGGUUCGGGCAUUACUGAAGGCGCUUCGCAUGCUGAAUCCGCAUCGGAAGAUCGAAACGCUGGGGGACCUGGUUUUCAAGGAGGGGACAGCUUCGGGCUUUCCCGAGGCUUCGCUUACAGCGAUCGCUCUUCACCGAAUCUGGGUGGAGAGGUGUGAUGCGGUCUUUGAACGGAGCAAGUUCCGAGCCAGAAGGGCACUGCGGAGGAUCGCGGCGUCUUUCCAGCUGCACAUCAGAAUUUACAAGCGUGCCAAGGCAGCAUCCAAGAGGCUCGGUGCCACUCGUCCAGGACUGGAUGAUGACGAGUGCCGGGUCUUGAGUCACAUCCUCAACAACACAGCACAACCGGCCACGUGGUCUAAAGGGCUCAUGGCCAUCUGGUCGAAACCGAGGGCUGCUUUCCGUCCCCCUUAG